ACACUUACUGGUCUGUAGCAACCAAUGAAAUAACUUUCUGACCUUCUCUGGCAGCUGAUUGGUUGCUAUGCGCACACUUCUAGUUCUCUUAGCUGAGGCCCACUGUGUAGUGAAGUCACAUGACUGAGCUGAGCCAAUAAUGAUGAAUGUCCCUGUUCCUCUCAGAAUCCCUCCUAGUUUCCUUCCUUCCAGUCUGCAUUACUGAUUGUACUGUGUGCUGCCAUCUGCUGAAACUCCCUCCAUACCCUCAUCUCUUCACUAAAGCCCACAACCAGCGCCUCCACCCAUUCAUCCUGUAACUGAGAUUCCCGCCAGAAACGUCCUAAGUUGGUGAGUUGAAAUUGGACCUUAUCAGAACCCUAGCCAGUGUGGGAUAUCUCAAAGUCUCAAGUCUGUCAUAUUUCAUAGCAAGUCAAUUCAAGUGGGUGAAAAGCACCAUAAGUCCCAUCAAGGCCAUACGGUUCCUCCCUUCUACUCUGCUCUGAUUAUAUCUGGCUAAAUGCCCAUAAAGCCAUUCACCUUUCCUCUCCCGGAAACACGAUUUUUCCAUACCUCAGGAUAUGUGUACAAGUUUAAAAUCCGAUAUGGUGUCCAUUUUUGUUCAGAAAACACAGUAAACAAGGAGCAAGUCAUGAGUGAACUAUUGGACUCUGUUAGGGCUGUACUUGCUAACCAUGAUAAUUUACAACCUUUUUCUACAAAGCAUUUCAUAAUUUUUCCUUACAAGAGUAAAUGGGACAGUGCUUCUUGCCUAAGGUUCAAGCAUAGACAAAAAUUCCUUCAACCAUUUCCAUAUGUUUUUACAAUGUAUGUGGAGCCUCGUUCCUUUGUUAAUGCUACAUUUACCACUGCAGUUGAAAGUAGCAGUAAGCAAGAAAGUCAGGAUGAAACCCAGGACAAAGAAAGCUGCAGUAACCUGGAAAAUGAAAAAUGUCAAAUAACUAGCGAUUCAGAAGAGCUAUGCGGGGCUCUGUGCCCAACUCUGGAUCCUGGAACGCAGAAUCCUGGGGGCCUUUUGGAGGUCCUAAAGAGUUUAAUUCCUUUCAAGGUCCUGUUCAAGGGAGGAGAGACUCAAUAAUAACCAACAAUCAGGCCAAAGUGUGUACGCUUGAAGAACCAACCAUUCAUCCUGUUUCAGUGUUCAAUUAAUAUUUUGUUUCUGAUUAAAGAUGCAUAACCUAUGUAGAAAAAUCUUGAAAA
Molecule: messenger RNA, 1200 nt
Organism: Hyla sarda
Lineage: Eukaryota; Metazoa; Chordata; Amphibia; Anura; Hylidae
Gene: MAJIN
Product: membrane anchored junction protein
Exons: 10
Coding region: 500-1078 (192 amino acids)
Biological process (GO): homologous chromosome pairing at meiosis; meiotic attachment of telomere to nuclear envelope
Cellular component (GO): nuclear inner membrane
Molecular function (GO): DNA binding
Source: RefSeq, a predicted model, not a curated record